CAUCUACAUAAAGUAAACAUAACCUAUAUUUUAGGCCUUUUAAUAAAUUAAUAUAAUUUAUUUUGUAAUCCAAACCAAAAACUAAUCAGUCUAUUAAACAUUAAUAGAAGUAUUAACAUUGUUUUACAUCUGAUAACUACAUGGUAAUAUGCUUAGAAUUUGUAUGGUAUCUGAUUUUUUCUUCCCUAAUAUGGGCGGAGUAGAGGAGCACGUAUACAAUCUAUCUCAGUGCCUAUUGCUUAGAGGACAUAAAGUUAUUAUAGUGACCCAUAGUUAUGAAGAUCGAAUAGGUAUAAGAUACAUGACUGGUGGUCUAAAGGUAUAUUAUUUGCCAAUUAAAGUUUUUUACAACCAGUCAAUUUUACCAACUAUGGUGUGUAAUGUCCCUUUAAUAAGGUACAUAUUAAUAAGAGAGAGGAUAAAUAUCAUUCAUGGUCAUUCAGCUUUUUCCUCUUUAGGACACGAGACUGUUUUAAUAGGAAAUCUUCUGGGUAAGAAGACUGUUUUCACAGACCACAGUCUGUUUGGAUUUGCAGAUGCAAGUGCAGUGAUUACCAACAAGUUCAUCCAAAUUUCUUUAGCUGGAUGUAAUCAUUGUAUAUGUGUAUCACAUACUGGCAAAGAAAAUACAGUCUUAAGAGCAAAAGUUGAAUCAUCAAAGGUGUCAGUUAUACCAAAUGCUGUGGACACUUACUCGUUCACACCUGAUCCAAACCAAAGAGUACAAAAUAAAAUUACAGUAGUUGUCGUUUCAAGAUUGGUGUACAGAAAAGGUGUUGAUUUGACAGCUCAAAUUAUAGGAGAACUAUGUGAUAAAUAUAAGGAAGUUUGUUUUUUAAUUACGGGUGAUGGACCUAAAAGAUGGUUACUUGAGGAAAUUCGGGAAAGAAAAGGUCUCCAAGAUAGAGUGACACUGUUAGGUAGCCUUGAGCAUUCUCAAGUUCGCAAUGUUUUAGUAAAAGGUGAUAUUUUUCUGAAUACAUCUUUAACAGAAGCUUAUUGUAUGGCCAUUGUAGAAGCUGCAUCUUGUGGACUAAAAGUUGUUUCUACAAAAGUUGGAGGCAUUCCAGAAGUUUUACCAGAACAUUUAAUAUACCUUACUGAACCUACAGUUCCUUCUCUUAUGAAUGGCCUAGAAAAAGCAAUCAACGAUUUAAAAGCAGGCAAAAUAAUUUGUCCUUACGAAUGUAAUAUGACAGUAAGAAGCUUUUAUAAUUGGGAAAAUAUUUCUUCGAGAACUGAGAUUGUUUAUCGAAAAGUCGUUAACGAAAAUGUGAAAACUUUAGGAGAACAUUUACACAGCUAUUUGAACACGGGUGUAUGGCCGUUUGUACUAGUUGUCUCAUUGGUAUUCAUCAUUUUGAAGAUAUACGACUAUUUGGUGCCUCGAAAAUAUAUAGACAUUGCUCCGGAUUUCAACAAGAAGGUCAAGAAAAAGUCUGAAUAAAAAUAAGAUAUACCUCAGGUUGCAAAUUUUUACAGAAAUUUGAGACUGAUUUUGUUCGCCAUAAUAAAUCGUAAAUAGUUCUAUUUUCAUUUUAAGUGAUAGAAUUGUCAUUGUUAUUCAUGAUUUUUUAUUUUUCUACCAUAUUUUUGCAUAUCCAACUUCACUAAUACUACUAAAAAUAAUUUUUUCAGUUUCUUUGAACUUUUCAUGGAAUGUUUUAAUAUUUGCUUGGGAUAACGGGUAAUAAAAUUCUACAGGGUGGCUAAAAAGUGAUAAUUUUAAAUCAUGUAAAAUAAAUAGAGAUUUCUUUCGAUUUUGAAGUUGAAAAUUCAGUUAUUUGUUAAAAUUUCGUCAUCCUUUAAAACAUAUCAUUGAUUAGAAAAUUGUUACCCUUUUAGUUCGCUUUUUAGGUUAGGAAGUAUAUAUUUAAACUGCCAUUAUAUUCUGUGAUAUCUAAUUAAAAUAGGGCAUUAAUUGUUAUACAAUGACAUUUGUUAUAUAUUUUGAAAUAAAUU
This is a messenger RNA of Psylliodes chrysocephalus, 1962 nucleotides long. NCBI's taxonomy places the organism in Eukaryota, Metazoa, Arthropoda, Insecta, Coleoptera, Chrysomelidae. The record is from the annotation of a GenBank genome assembly.